AUGAUACUGGCAGCAUUCGGUCUGGGGGCAGCCGCCUCUCCAGCUACGCCCGCGGCCCAGGGCAUCACCACUUUGAGCGACGCGGACAUUGCGGCCUUCCUGCCCUACACGCACUUCGCAGCGGUCGGCUACUGCCGUCCGUCUGCAACCUUGACAUGGAGCUGCGGCGCCAACUGCGAGGCGAACCCGUCUUUCGUCCCCAUCGCGGCCGGAGGGGACGGUGACACGACGCAGUUCUGGUAUGUCGGGUUCAACCCUCCGUCGGGCGAAAUAAUUGUCUCCCACCAAGGGACCAACUUCUCUGAAAUUGACCCUGUCCUCACCGACGUCGACAUCAUUCUUGAGAGUGUAUCCAGCGCUCUCUUCCCCGGCGCCCCUGCAGGCAUCCAGACACACAUGGGCUUCACCGCGUCUCAGCAGAAGACCGCGGCGGAUAUCCUGCAAGCCGUACAGACAGGGCUCUCCAAGUUCGGCCCGAAGAAGGUCACCGUUGCAGCGCACUCGCUCGGCGCGGCGGUCGGCAUCCUCGAUGCAAUGUUCUUACACCUGCAAGUCCCGUCGGACGUGGCUGUGCGAUUCGUCGGAUACGCGCUUCCGCGCGUCGGGAACCAGGCGUUCGCGAACUUCGUCGACGGCUCGGGGGUGCAAGUGCAACACAUCAACAACAUGGAGGACCUCGUGCCCAUACUGCCUGGCCGCUUCCUGGGGUAUCACCACCCGUCGGGCGAAAUCCACAUCCAGGAUUCUGGCACCUGGGUGUCUUGUCCAGGUCAAGACAACCCAAGCACUCAGUGCAGCACAGGCGACGUGCCCACCAUCUUCCAGGGCAACCCGGACAACCACAACGGCCCAUAUCAGGGCAUUGAGAUGGGCGAGUGUCAGUAG
Molecule: messenger RNA, 885 nt
Organism: Trametes versicolor FP-101664 SS1
Lineage: Eukaryota; Fungi; Basidiomycota; Agaricomycetes; Polyporales; Polyporaceae
Product: lipase
Exons: 6
Coding region: 1-885 (294 amino acids)
Biological process (GO): lipid metabolic process
Source: RefSeq, a predicted model, not a curated record